Messenger RNA from Hyphopichia burtonii NRRL Y-1933, 198 nucleotides. RefSeq names its product F1F0 ATP synthase subunit k (gene ATP19). The record is from RefSeq and is a predicted model, not a curated record. The transcript has a single exon. Gene Ontology annotation, biological process: proton motive force-driven ATP synthesis. The coding region runs from base 1 to 198 and encodes 65 amino acids. NCBI's taxonomy places the organism in Eukaryota, Fungi, Ascomycota, Pichiomycetes, Serinales, Debaryomycetaceae.
AUGGCUGCUGCUUACACUAUCCUCGGGAAAUCUGUUCCAGCUCACUACUUAUCGCUUGCCACCUUGGGUGCUGUUACUCUUGCUGUGGUUCCAAAACCAUGGGCUCCGGGCCCACCAGCCCAUCCUGCUAUCAAUGCUGCCAGCGCCGAUGAAGAAAAAUUCGUUAAGGAUUUUUUGGCCAAACAUGAAAAACACUAG